AUGGAAGCACACAAGAGCCCGGUGUCGGCGGUGGGGGGAAGAGGCAAGCUGCCCAACCCAGUGAUCGUGGAAGAGGGGCGAAGCACUACUGCAGCAGCACACAUGGCCGGACAAGGCGAGGAAGCCGUGAAAGAUAUCAUAUGUGGCUCAGCAGCCGGAGUUGUUGGAAAGUACAUCGAGUACCCGUUCGAUACGGUCAAGGUUCGCCUACAGUCGCAACCCGACAGCCUACCCUUACGAUACGCCGGUCCGUUAGAUUGCUUCAAGAAGUCACUCCAGCGAGAUGGUUUCAUCGGGAUAUAUAGAGGAAUAAGUGCGCCUCUAGUGGGCGCUGCGGUUGAGACGAGCACCUUGUUCUUCAGUUACCGCCUAGCUUGUGAUGCUUUGAAGGCAUCAGGUGUCUAUCCUGAAUUGAAGCGACACCCCGAAAGAGAUCUCCCAUAUUCAGGCAUGCUGUAUUGCGGAAUGGUAGCUGGAGCCAUAACAUCCCUCUUCCUCACACCAAUUGAACUUGUCAAAUGCAAAGUGCAAGUCCCUAUAGAGACCCCGAAUGGCGUCCUUCCAGCACCAGGCAUUCUAGGCACUAUUGCGUCAAUUUACCGUCACCAAGGCAUCUUGGGCUACUGGCAUGGGCAAUUUGGCACUUUUAUUCGCGAAACUGGGGGCGGUGCAGCAUGGUUUGGCGGAUAUGAAGGCAUGAAAAUGCUCUUUAAAGAUUUGAACAAGUCAAGUACUGAUGAGGGACUACCUGUCUGGCAGCGCAUGGUGUCGGGUGCCGUUGCUGGUGCAGCCUACAACUUCAUGUUUUACCCCGCGGAUACCAUCAAGUCUAGGAUGCAGACAGAAGACAUCAGGCAAUUAACAGGCGGCAAGUCAACCUUCGGUGCGGUAGGAAAAGCGCUUUGGAAGCAACACGGGAUCAAGGGCAUGUAUCGUGGAUGCGGCAUCACGGUCGGCAGGGCGAUACCCAGUUCAGCGUUCAUCUUCACGGUGUUUGAAGAGCUGAAGAAGCACUGGCCUGAUCGGGGGGCGGAUACAUACGGAAAAGCACAGCAUGGAACAGCGGCACAGAGAUACCAGGUAGCUGCGCUUGAGAAGAUCGUCCUAGACCCCAAAUACCAUGACAUUCUUACGCUGGUGAAAGGUGUGAGGAAUGGCAUCGUGUAUGGGAGUAAAGUGCGCUUUCCGCAUGCGCUUGUUUUGCGCUCAAAAUCUAUCCUAGUCUAUAAAGCCACACGCCAACACGCGCGAAACCUAGGCCUCUUCGCCCUCGUCUACAAAUCCGCCAUGCUCUUCCUCAAACAUACUUCCCCCACGGGCAAAGAAAGACACUACGAUGCAUUCCUUGCCGGCCUACUCGGUGGCUACACAGUCUUCGGCCGCACAAUCCACAACUCCGUAUCUCAGCAAAUUGUCAUCUACGUAGCCGCACGGGUAUGCUUAGCAUUAGCGAAGCUCGCUGUGCAAACUAGACAUCCAAGCGGUGCGGCAGUAGACAGGGGGGCUAUAGGACAUGGGCAUGGGCAUAUGAAAGCUGGGGGAGGGGGGUGGGAGUUAGUGGGUAACGGGGAGAUGAGGAGGGCGAUGGUAAGGAAUGGGUGGCCAGUCUUCGCGAGUUUGAGUUGGGCGAUGGUAAUGUAUAUCUUUCGGUGGCAUCCUGAGAGUGUUCAGAGCAGUUUGAGGAGUAGUAUGAGCUAUAUUUACGUACAGUCGGACCAUUGGGAUUCGCUACGGACGCUACUUUGGCAUAACAAAUAA
Cucurbitaria berberidis CBS 394.84 is the source of this 1758-nucleotide messenger RNA. Its product is annotated as mitochondrial carrier. The coding region runs from base 1 to 1758 and encodes 585 amino acids. The record is from RefSeq and is a predicted model, not a curated record. Gene Ontology annotation, biological process: mitochondrial L-ornithine transmembrane transport. Gene Ontology annotation, molecular function: L-ornithine transmembrane transporter activity. NCBI's taxonomy places the organism in Eukaryota, Fungi, Ascomycota, Dothideomycetes, Pleosporales, Cucurbitariaceae. The transcript has 6 exons.